AGGCGACCCAAGCGAAGCCGAAGCCCGGAACACCUGGACAUCUUGACAAGACUUAGGUUUCCCUUUCACCAGAGCCUGUGACUUCUUGCCACUUGCCCGGCACGUCCCUGUAUGUUAAUAAGUUUACUUCCUAAACAACCCUUGACUCUGCCCCAGUUCUUGAAUGACUUCGGAGACCCAAAUGUUUCAGAAUGUGCAUCCUGGAAGCCAAUGGCUGUUCCAACCACUGGCGAUUUUGCUGUUGUUUGCCUCUGCAGGCAGGUCAACUGCAGAUCUUCCAAAAGCUUUGGUGAGACUUGAGCCCCCGUGGAUCCAGGUGUUCCCGGAUGACACUGUAACACUGGUGUGCCGGGGCCCCCACAACUCUGAGAACCAUUCCACUCAGUGGUUCCACGAUGGGACCCCCAUCCUGACCCAGCUCCAGCCCAGCUACACGUUUAAGGCCAAGAACAAUGACAGCGGGGCGUACCAGUGCCUGAUGGACCAGACCAGCCUAAGUGACCCUGUACAACUGAGCGUGAUUGCUGACUGGCUGCUGCUCCAGACCUCUCAACUAGUAUUCCAGGAAGGGGACACCAUCGUGUUGAGAUGCCAUGGCUGGAGGAACACCCCUCUGAACAGGGUCAUAUUCUACCAGAAUGGCACAUCCAAGAGUUUUUCCCACUUCAAUGAAACCUUCUGCAUACCACAAGCAAACCACAGUCACAGUGGUGAUUACUACUGCAAGGGAUAUUUAGGAAGGAUACUCCACUUUUCAAAGACUGUGACCAUCAUUGUUCAAGGUCCAGUCAUUCCAUCUACCAGUCGGCUUUGGUACCAAGUUGCUUUCUGCCUGGUGAUGGGGAUCCUGUUUGCAGUGGACACAGGCCUGUAUUUCUCUGUGCACAGAAAGAUUCAAACUCAAUGGGGGACUGGAGGAAUCAGCAAAUCAGAUGGCUCCAGGGCCCACAUACAAUGGUAAAACCACAAUGACAGUGGUCUCUGUUUCUACCAUAUUUCUUCCAUGACCUUCCCUUGAAAGCAACCUGGACAGAGGAGAUAAACCAACCUUCGCAGAGCAGCCAGGGCCCAGGUGAAACUGCAGAAGAAUUAGUAUGAUGAGCAAGAGUUCUGCUCCCAUGGUGAUCCUGACAACCUGCACCAGGUUGAAAGCUACAGAUGCUGUGGACACUGAGCACAUACCCAAGCAGAAACCCGGAAGCUCCUGAGAGCUCAACACUGAAGCUGACUUAAAACACACCCACCACGGCUCAGGGAAUUUUGCAAAAGAGGGAGUGGAAAGAUUAUAAGAGCCACAGGAUGGGAGGGACUCUCCAGAUCCAGAGGCAUCGCCCACCCCCCUCAGUGACUGACUGCUGUUUCCAUAGCUCAUAAGCCACAAUCUCAUGGGGAAUGCCAGCAUCCCACUGAGGAGAAGUGGGAUGAGGACAGGUGUGAGGGAAAUGAUGGU
This is a messenger RNA of Jaculus jaculus (lesser Egyptian jerboa), 1450 nucleotides long. Its product is annotated as low affinity immunoglobulin gamma Fc region receptor III-like. Gene Ontology annotation, molecular function: transmembrane signaling receptor activity. Lineage: Eukaryota; Metazoa; Chordata; Mammalia; Rodentia; Dipodidae. The record is from RefSeq and is a predicted model, not a curated record. The coding region runs from base 164 to 961 and encodes 265 amino acids. Gene Ontology annotation, biological process: cell surface receptor signaling pathway. The transcript has 7 exons.